GCACAGGAAGGGGAGGAGGAGGAGGAGAAGGAGGCGGCUCCAUCCCGGAGGCAGCCGGAGGGGUGCGGGACAGACCCGGUCCUCUCGGCUCCCUCCCUCCCACCAGCGCGGAGCCUGCGGACGAGGACACUGCAGGAGCACCAGGAACAUGGCGAUGGGUGCGUGGCUGCUGCUGCUGCUGGUGGUGGUGGUGACCCCGGCACACUCGGCAGCACCCCGGCACAUUGCGGUGCUGCCCGAUGCCGGGGGCAGUGGGGACAGUGAGGAGGUCUCGGCCGCACCACCCAUCCUCUAUGUGACACCGGGGACCGGCCCGACAGCGGGGGACGUGGUGGGGACCACGGUGACCAACAGCUCAGCACCGCGUGGUGUGCUGGACGGGCUGGUGGCCUUCUUCAAGGAGUACCUGCUGCUGGUGGUGGUGGUGGGCUCGCUGGCCUUCGUCCUCCUCUUCAUCAUCUGCGCCGCCGUCAUCGUCCGGCAGAAGCACAAGGCGUCCGCGUACUACCCCUCCUCCUUCCCCAAGAAGAAGUACGUGGAUGAGCGGGACAAGGUGGGGGGACCCCGCGCCUUCAAUGAGGUGCCUGAUAAAGACCCCGGUGCUGAGGAGCAGCUCGACUGUGGGCAGCAGCUGCAGGCAGACAUCCUCGCUGCAGCCCAGAGCCUCAAAUCCCCCCCCAAGGCACCGCUGGCCAAUGGGGGGCAGGGGGAGAAGAGCCCACCCCAUAAGGAGGAAGAGGAAGGAGGCAAGAAGAUGAGCGAUGAGCAGCCCCCUCCCCAAAGCCCAUGUGCUGAGGAUGCAGCGGGUGCCAUGGAUGGAGCCCCUGAUGCACCCCAGGGUGGUCCCACAGCCCCUACUGGUAACUAGGGCAGGGACCUGGUCCUGGGUGAUCCUGAGGAGCUGCUGGCUCGUGGGAUCCCUGUGGACAUGCAAUGGACACGGUGAUGCUGUGCUGCUCUGUGUGUACGUGGUGGCUCAAGGAAGCCCCAAUGAACCCCCCCCUCCCUGUCUGACCCCUCAGCAAAGCCCUGGGGAUCUCUGGGGCUUCUCCAUCAGCCCCAUUGCCCUGGCUGCCCAGGGGGCUUCUCCCCCCCCCCCCCAAAUCCAGCUUAUUCCCUCCUUGAGCUCUCUCCUAAGUGUUAUUUUACUAAGAAGCAUCCUGAUCUGAUCCAGGAGCUGAUCCCUCUGGAUAGAGGUGCCGGGACCAUGGCUGGGGGGGUUUGUGCAGCUCCCUCUGUAUCCCCAGGGAUCAGGGCAGGGACUCACCAUAACCUUGAGCACCACGGGCUGGCUUUGCUGGUGGCUGUGGCCACCUUGGCCAUCCUUGCCCACCUAAAGGGAGAGGAUUUAGCGGUAAGGACCCAUCCUUUGCUUUCAGUGCCCCAGCACUGUGCCAGCCCAGAGCCCAGCUGGAUCUUUGCCUCACCUCCUUAACCCCUUCAGCUAAUAAUAAAGACAUUUCCUAUGCA
Messenger RNA from Melopsittacus undulatus (budgerigar), 1470 nucleotides. RefSeq names its product transmembrane protein 119 (gene TMEM119). Gene Ontology annotation, cellular component: plasma membrane. NCBI's taxonomy places the organism in Eukaryota, Metazoa, Chordata, Aves, Psittaciformes, Psittaculidae. The record is from RefSeq and is a predicted model, not a curated record. Gene Ontology annotation, biological process: positive regulation of osteoblast differentiation; positive regulation of osteoblast proliferation; positive regulation of bone mineralization. The coding region runs from base 149 to 868 and encodes 239 amino acids. The transcript is spliced from 2 exons.